This is a messenger RNA of Bipolaris maydis ATCC 48331, 1846 nucleotides long. RefSeq lists its product as uncharacterized. Gene Ontology annotation, biological process: regulation of DNA-templated transcription. Gene Ontology annotation, molecular function: zinc ion binding; DNA-binding transcription factor activity, RNA polymerase II-specific. NCBI's taxonomy places the organism in Eukaryota, Fungi, Ascomycota, Dothideomycetes, Pleosporales, Pleosporaceae. The record is from RefSeq and is a predicted model, not a curated record.
GGCGUACUGAAGUGCCCUUUGCAUCACCUUCAUCACCAAAAAAGAACUCUUUUCCUUUGCUGCAUAUAUUUGGGCCUGCUCUUUUUUCGUUGUUGGUUGAAGGAUCAGUAGUAGCUUGGUUUGCAAGAUCUGGAAAAUGGAGCUGGUGGUGGCGGGAAAGCCGCGACAGAGAGCUUGGAAGCCCAAAGCGAGGUCGGGGUGUAAGACGUGCAAAAUACGCCGCGUAAAAUGCGACGAAGACAAACCCUACUGUACCCGCUGCACCUCCACAGGCCGCACCUGCGACGGCUACGACUCAAACUUCAGAUCCCCAAAAACCAGCGCAUCCUCAACUCCAGAAGCCCAGAAUUUAUUAUCGUCAUUCUGCUCGGGAUCCACCCUCCGCACCCUCCGCAGCCACUCCCCACUCCCGCUCCCCCUCGCUCCAGCCCUCCCCCUCUCCACGACGGAAGAAAAAUCCAGCUUCUCCUUCUUCACAUCCCACGCGAUCCCCAAGCUGCGCGGCUUCCUCGACUCCCCCUUCUGGCAACGCGAAGUGCUCCAAGCCGCGCACCGCGAGCCCGCCAUCCAGCACUGCAUCAUCGCCCUGGGGGCCAUGUACCGACGCUUCCACGAGGGCCAACACUCGCACAUCCGGGAGAGCGCAAUGGCAGAUCAGCACUUGCAAUUUGCCUUCUUACAAUCCAACCGGGCCAUCAAAGUUCUCCUCGAAAAAGGUGCAGCGAGUUCCACGAAAGCCUCAGCGAAAGACAAAAUGACCUUGAUGACGUGUGCGAUUCUCUUCAGCAGCAUGUGUUGUCUACAGGGUUACCAGAAACACGCCGUGGAGCACUUGCGGAGCGGGAUUCGCAUGCUGAACGAGAUGGAUGAUGCGGGGGAGAUGGUGACGGAGCACGCUGUGGAGCUGGAAUCGCUGCGCACGAUUUUCGUAGCUCUGGAUGCGCAGAUACGGGCUAUCAUGCCGUCUGCACAGUCGAGAAGCUGGGUGAAGAAACCAAAGGUGAAGAGUGGGGGGCAGGCGUUGGAAGAGUGUGGGAAGCUGAGUAUGGCGAGUUUGCAGGGGGUGCUGCGGCAUAUCGAGUGCCUGAUUAGCCAUAUCCAUGCGUUUAACCAAAAGACUUUUUUGCGGGGGGCGGGGGAAGAAGAGCAGGUUGGGGUCGAGUUGAGGGAACUGGUGGAUAGGUUUCAUGAUGGGGCGAGGGUGAUGAAGAAGUUGUGGGCGGAGGCGGAGAGGAGUCGGCACGACGAGUUUACGCAGCCGCUUAUUGCGCUCGAGCUGAUGCAGUGCCAGAUGGAGUAUUUGCUAAGGCUGCCCCGGGCAGAUAUCGUGGCGAGAUUCCCUUGCUUGGCUGCGUUCCAGCAUGCCAAAGAGCCGUUCAAGACGCCGUUUGACGAGGCGGCACUAUUUGCCAAUAUCUUUCAUCUGUGUGAUCAGCUGUUGUUUGUGCCGGGGAAUAAAUCUUCACCGGUUUUUAUGACUUCAAUGGGGCCAACGGCGGCAUUGUGGUUCAUAGCUAUUCGGGCGCCUGCCUCCUGUCAGGCACUACGGCGGCGUGCUGUCGGGUUGAUGCUGAGCUAUCCUCGAAGAGAAGGCUUCUGGGAUGGCAUGGUCGCUGGUUGGAUAGCGGAUGAGGCUUUGUCGCUCGAGCAGGAACGUACGAGAGCGAAGCUGAACAUUUCUAGCGACGAUGUGGUGGGUGACGUGGAGGUACCGGAGCAUCUGCGCAUCAUUUCCUUUUGGCUGACAUAUCCUGACGAUGAGGAUCGAAAAGUAAGAGUUGGGUUUUCGGAUGCAAGAGACCUGGCUACGGGGGUUCCAGGUGUUGUCAAGUGGUUUGCCUGGUGA